GCCAGAUUUGGGACAUUCCAUGCCUCUUGCUCCAAUUCGAUCCUUUCCAGGGGUUUGGCCUUCGUCAAGCAGAAUUUCGGUAUAUUGAACUGCCCUACUCCCUACCCUGCCUUUUUUGAGCGGACACCUCGCAAAGCGGAGUCUGGUUUGUAUAGCUCCCAACUCCACGAUGGAUAAGUCAUGCGAGGAGUGCAUCAAGGGCACCAUCCACAAAGGCCAACCCCAGGGCAAGGAAGAGGUGAUUCACGGCCUGAACACCUACGUGAUCGGCAACCGAACCAACCCUCGGGGUAUCAUAGUAAUUUAUUCGGACAUCUUCGGUCUCCCACUGCCCAACAACAAACUGAUCGCGGACGCGUAUGCCAAAAGCGGUGAAUGGCUGGUUUACCUACCAGACUUCCUCAAGGGAGAUCCCGUGCCGCUCAAGAAAAUUGAUCUCCUGAUUCCUGUUGAUGCCACAAAGCAGUCGACACUUGCGAAAUAUACAGGCCUUCUUGCUAUGAUGCCAUCAUUUGUGUUGUGGAUGGGAAGACAUAAGCAGGGGCCUACCAACCAGGUCUGUAUGGACUUCUUGCGGGCAUUAAGACGCAAGACCCCCAGAAGCCAGAAAAUCGGGAUGGUUGGAUUCUGUUGGGGCGGAAAAUAUGCAAUUCGAGCCGGACUUGAGGGCAACAUGAUUGAGAUCGAUGGGGAGAAGGUGCCCCUUGUAGAUGCGGUAGUGGCCAUGCAUCCAAGUCAUGUGGCCUUGCCGGACGAUGUUGAAGGCCUGGUCGUUCCUGUUAGCUUUGGAUGGGGAUUGAAGGAUGAGGGUGUCAAUAUCGAGCAAAAGGGUAAGGUGGAGGAGAUCCACGCGAGAAUCAAGAAAGCGGGAAGGAAGCUGCCGGUGAUGGAGCACAGAAUCUAUAAGCCUGGACGACAUGGCUUCGCAGUGAGAGGCAAUCCAGAUGAUCCGCAGGAGAGGGCGUGCCUGGAGGAGUCAAUGAAGCAGGGUAUGGACUGGUUUGCGCGGUGGCUCUGAGCGAUCUUUUUCGGGGCCCAGAGCGAGUUUGCGGAUUGUGGUGUAAUAAUUGACGUGAUCUUAGCAAUUC
Exophiala xenobiotica is the source of this 1088-nucleotide messenger RNA. RefSeq lists its product as uncharacterized. Gene Ontology annotation, molecular function: hydrolase activity. The transcript is spliced from 2 exons. Lineage: Eukaryota; Fungi; Ascomycota; Eurotiomycetes; Chaetothyriales; Herpotrichiellaceae. Bases 170 to 1018 code for a protein of 282 amino acids. The record is from RefSeq and is a predicted model, not a curated record.